AUGGCUGAACACACAAUCACUGUUAAGCCUGUGCUACAGCCCUGGGCUACUUUUGGACGUGCAAGAAGACACUCAUCUGCAGUUGUUAGUCCACAGCCGCUGCCAGAACCCCGCGGCCGCUGCCACAACCACCAUGGCAACGUCCCUGCCAAGAAGGACACCAAGCAGAAGGUCGUGAAAGAGUUCCUAGCCAGAGCCAAAGAAAAUUUCCUCUACAGAUGGGAACACCUUGUUCAGAACACCGCCAGCUUGGAUCAGUUUAAACUGCUGAAGACGCUGGGCACCAGCUCCUUCAGGCAGGUGGUCCUGGUGAGUCACCAGGAGAGCGGCAGCCACUACGCCAUGAAGAUCCUCAACAAGGAGAAGGUGGUGAAGCUGCAGCAGGUCGAGCAUGUCCCGAACAAGAAGCGCAACCUGCAGGCGAUCCUCGUCAAGCUCCAUUUCUCCUUCAGGGACAACUCCAACCUGUACCUGGUGAUGGACUAUGUGCCGGUUGGGGAGAUGUUCUCCCACCUACAGUGCGUCGGAAGGUUCAGAGAGCCCCAUGCCUGUUUCUAUGACACCCAGAUCGUCCUGGCCUUCCAGUACUUGCACUCGCUCGACCUCAUCCACCGCAACCUGAAGCCCGAGAACAUCCUCAUCGACCAGCAGGGCUACCUGCGGGUGACAGACUUUGGUUUCACCAAACGCAUGAGGGGCAGCGACUGGACCCUGUGUGGGAGCCCCAAGUACCUGGCCCCCGAGAUCAUCCUUAGCAAAGGCUACAACAAGGCCGUGGACUGGUGGGCCCUGGGGGUGCUCAUCUACAAGAUGGCCAUGGGCUUCCCGCCCUUCUACACCAACCAGCAGAUCCAGGUCUUCCAAAACAUCAUCACUGGGAAGGUGCGGUUCCCCUCCCAUGUCAGCUCUGACCUCAGGGACCUGCUGUGGAACCUGCUGCAGGUGGACCUCACCAGGUGCUUCGGGAACCUCUGGAACGAGGUCAGUGACAUCAAGAACCACAAGUGGUUCGCCACAACCAAUUGGAUCACCAUCUAUAAGAAGAAGGUGAAAGCUCCCUUCAUCCCGAAGUUCGCAGGCCCUGGGGAUGCCAGUAACUUUGACAACUGUGAGGAAGAGAUCCAGAUCUCCAUCAAUGAAAAGUGUGCCAACGAGUUUUCUGAGUUUUAGGGGUGUGCUUGUGCCCCCUGUGGGUUUUCUUUUCUUUCUUAUUUUUUUGGACCCUCUCAGAGCUCAUCCUAUGUCUCUCUUCCUAUGGCUGGUUCAGAUUUGUAUGCUUUAUAAUAAAACUGUAAUCAC
This is a messenger RNA of Callithrix jacchus (white-tufted-ear marmoset), 1299 nucleotides long. The record is from RefSeq and is a predicted model, not a curated record. Lineage: Eukaryota; Metazoa; Chordata; Mammalia; Primates; Cebidae.